ACAAACAAAAAGAACCUGCCAUGCAGAAUUUAGUAGCAUUUUACUUUCUCCUUUCUGUCUGCUUUGUAUUUUUUACUUCUUGUCUUGGAGAGGAGAAUGAAGAAACUUACAGAGCCCUACAGCUUGAGGCUCUUAAAGCGAGUAUUUUAGAGUUCCUGGGGCUGGACGCUCCACCUGGAGCUGGUGAAAAAGCUUCUCACCAGGACCUGGUUAGGAUGUUUCAUCAAUACAGGAGAAUAGGACAACUGCUUCGAGGAAACUCCACACAAGAAGAGAAGCUUGAGGGGAGAACAAGAGCUUCCACAGUGCUCUUUCCAACCACAGUUGAGCCUCUUAAUUCUACGGAUUUAAAGCAACAAUGGUUGAGAGUUGCCUUCCAUAAGGACUCUCGCAUCAACAAUGGACUAGCUCUUAAACAAGCAAGGCUGCGCAUUCACAGACCACACAGGCAUAAAACUUCAAACAGACCAUGGCUUACAAAGGACAUUCUGGUUAGAUUGCACAAACCUUCUGGUUUUCAGACAGAGGCUGUGUUUCGCACAAAAGGCCUGACUACACGGGACGUUAUGUUGGAUUUAACAGGUGUGGUUGAGAAGUGGCUCAAAGACAGCAGUGCUGAGCUUUUAGUGGUUGAAAUUUGCCUCAAAAAACUACCACUGCAUGCAAAAUCCACACCACGCCUUAGUUUAAAACUUAACCAAGCAGCGAAGAGGGUCAGGAGAGCUCUGACUGCUGAGGAAGAUGAAGAUCAUUGCAGGAGGAGGUCCCUAAACAUUUCUUUUAAAGACAUUGGCUGGUCAGACUGGAUCAUCGCUCCUUCGGGCUACACGAUGCACUACUGUGAUGGUUCGUGCCCACAUAAUUACAAACCCGCCAGUAUGCACACUCAGGUAAAGUCUCGUCUAUAUCUCAUGUCUAAGGGGACGGCGCCUCGGCCCUGCUGCGUACCAGCCAGCUAUGAACCAAUGGUUCUGAUGCAUUAUGACAGUCGGGGAAAGUUAAAGCUCACACCCUUCAAUGAUUUGAUAGUCAGCGAAUGCCACUGUGCAUGAACUGGAUUGGAACAUGCUUUUUAAAAGAAUGUGACGUGAUAGCAUAAUAAACUGUAGAGUUCUCACGCACAUUUAAUAACAUUCUUUAAAUUCAUGAAAUGCAUUUGGUAUAUUCGUAAGCCUAAUGCCAAGGGCCAAAUGCCAAAUGUCAAUGUACGUUUUAAAUAUUUUGCCUUCUGGAGAUAUUUAUUGUAAUUUAUUUGGAAAGUUGUCAAACAUGUUGCGAGUUUGAAUCAUGAAACCUUCUGUAUUUUUCAAAGAAAAAUAUUUUUCUUGAGGGUAAUAGUGAAUGAAAUAACAAUUGCUGUUCUGUUAAA
Molecule: messenger RNA, 1369 nt
Organism: Triplophysa dalaica
Lineage: Eukaryota; Metazoa; Chordata; Actinopteri; Cypriniformes; Nemacheilidae
Product: growth/differentiation factor 8
Exons: 2
Coding region: 21-1052 (343 amino acids)
Biological process (GO): SMAD protein signal transduction
Cellular component (GO): extracellular region
Molecular function (GO): cytokine activity; growth factor activity
Source: RefSeq, a predicted model, not a curated record